Messenger RNA from Eucalyptus grandis, 1929 nucleotides. RefSeq names its product disease resistance protein RUN1-like. The transcript is spliced from 6 exons. NCBI's taxonomy places the organism in Eukaryota, Viridiplantae, Streptophyta, Magnoliopsida, Myrtales, Myrtaceae. Gene Ontology annotation, biological process: signal transduction; defense response. The record is from RefSeq and is a predicted model, not a curated record. Gene Ontology annotation, molecular function: ADP binding. The coding region runs from base 1 to 1929 and encodes 642 amino acids.
AUGAGUCAGAAUAGUUCAGAUGAUCCACAUUUCCUAACAACGGUACAUAAAGCAGGAAUCCGCGGGAGAUGUUCGGGGGAAGUUUAUGUGUACUCUGGCAAAAUGUUUCUGCUGGUCAUGCCAAAUGCUAAAGGUAAUUGUGUAGGUCAAGAAUUGCUAAAUGAAGUACCCUUCAUGGAGAUCCUUCUGAUAUUAGGUUUUCGUUUGCUCUGCACUCACCAUGCAUUUCAUGACUGCAUGUUUCUAAGUUCUCCAUUUUCAUUAUCUGCUGAUAAUGGCACUACCAAACGACCCAGCAAGCCACUCUCCAUUGUCCUCUGGACCAACCCCCAACGGAACCCCUUCGACCUCUCCGAAGGGCAGGUAUCAUCUCGGAUUUUCUUGGGCAUUAAAAUUCCACCACUUGAAGGCAAAGAAGAAAUGCAUCCUCCCAUUGAGAAAUGCAACGUCGGUGUGCAUAGAAAUGCAGAAGAUGCAAAUACUGGUGCGUCUGAUCUGUUGACUGCGCCCACAAAAACUAAUUCUGGUGGAUCUAGUUCAUUGACCGCAUCAAUUGGAAACUACUAUGAUGUGUUCUUGAACUUUAGAGGUGUAGAUACUCAAAAGGGUUUCACUGAUCACCUCUACAAUGGGCUUCUCGAUGCUGGAAUUCAUACUUUUAGAGACAAUAAUGAGAUUCGGCAAGGAGAGAUGAUCGGCCCAGAUCUUUUGACAGCCAUCAAGAAUAGUAAGAUCCUAAUCCCGAUUCUCUCUGUAAAUUAUGGUUCAAGCAAUUGGUGCAUGGACGAGCUUGUUCAAAUAAUGGAGUGCAAGAAAAGUGACAGCGGGCAUAUAGUGUUGCCGAUAUUCUACAAAGUGGAACCAGCUCACGUGCGACAUCAAAUCGGGAGUUUUGGGGAUGCAUUUCAUAAGCGCGAGAGGCGUUUCGACACAACAAUUUUCGAUAAAUGGAAGCAAGCACUCGUUGAAGUUAGUUCCUUGAAAGGAUGGGACGCUAAUGGGUAUGAAGGAGAAUUGGUAAAAUCGAUUGUCCGGAAAGUGUUAAGCGAGUUGAAAAAAAAGUUUGAGUUGAAUAUUCCUGAGAAUUUGGUUGGAAUUAAUAGUCAUGUGGAGAAGAUUAUAAAAUUUGUAGAUAAAAGUCCUUGUGACACCCUAUUUGUUGGCAUCCAUGGAAUGGGAGGCAUUGGCAAGACAACUCUUGCUAAAACCAUCUACAACAAGCUCUUAAAUAAAUUUGAGUAUCAUAGCUUCAUUGCUGAUAUUAGGGAGUCAUGGGAGCGCUUUGGCAUUCAUUGCUUACAAAAUCAGUUAAUCGUUGAUAUAUUGAAGCAAGACAAUCAAGCUCGUAAUAAGGAUGAAGGGAUUAAGAUCCUCUCAUUAAUGCUUAAAGGUAAGAAAGUCCUCAUUCUUCUUGAUGAUGUAGAUGAUUAUGAUCAGCUGAAAGCUUUGGCUGGAAAUCAUCAUUGGUUUUCUUCAGGAAGUAGGAUCAUUAUUACCACCAGAAACAAGAGUAUUCUUGACAAUGCUCGGGUGAACUACAACUAUGAACAUGAGGAAUUGGAUAAGGAUAAAUCUUUGAUUCUAUUUAGUAGACAUGCAUUUCGAAAGGACUCGCCUCCAAGUGAAUAUGAAGACCUCGCUUAUGAUGUUGUGUCCACCACUGGAGGGCUUCCCUUAUCUCUUGAGGUUCUAGGUUCAUAUUUGUGCGGACAACAGCCAAUGCUAUGGAGGGAUACGAUAAAAAAGUUAAGAAAAGUCCCUCAUAAGAAAGUGCAAGAAAAGUUAAGGAUAAGUUAUGAAGCAUUGGAUUAUAGACAAGAACAGAUAUUUUUGGAUAUUGCUUGCUUUUUCAUUGGGACCAGCAAAAGAAUUGCAUCCUACAUGUGGGACGCUUGUGACUUUUUCCAGAGGAAGGAAUUGAAGUAUUGA